CUUGCCAGGGGGACGGCUUCCAUUCACUGCCCUUCGUAGGCCCCGACCUCCCGUCUGACCCGCCGGUGCCACAGCCAUUUGUUUGGCCCACUCAUCUAUCGACCCGAGGCGUCGUGCGCCUUGCCCCGGUGCCCCUCCGCCGCGCCCGAGGGCAUGUUCACCAAGAAGGCUGCCCCGAAAGCCAAGGCCGAGGGCACGCAGGCCCCGGUGUCGGGGCAGCCGGCCGGCAUGGCGCCGCUGCCGCGCGGCGAGCAGCCCAGGGCGGCGCCUGCCACCCCGGAGGCGGUCCCGGCCUCGGCCGACCCCGCCCCGCAGCCGCUGAAUCCGAAGCCGCCCCUGGCCAAGGGCAAGACGGAGCUCGAGGCGCCCGCCAGGCCCGUCGCCUCGCUGUCGGAGAAGCCCGCGCCCUCCUCGGUGGAGCCGAAGAAGGGCCACCCGGACACCCCAGGCGGGCCCACCAGCAGCCACGACCCUGCCGCGGUGCCGCAGGGCGGCAAGGCAGCCUCGCUGGUCGCCGGAGGCGCUGCGACCGGCAAGGCGGCGGCGGCCGCGGCGGCACCCGCGAAGGCGACCGGCCCCGUGGCACGCACCGCGGCCGCCGCCGUCGUGACCGAGGGGCAGAAGCAGGUCACCUCCCAGGAGCGCAUGGUGGCCACGGGCUCGGUGAUGGCGAAGGGCGCCAGCGCUCAGGCCGAGGCGCCCAAGGCCCCUCCAGCGGCCAAGGCGAAGGCCUCCGCAGCGCCUUCGUUCUCGGGUGCUGUGCCCGCCCCCGCCGGGACUUCAGCUGCGGCCUCGCUGCCCUCUGCCGCCGCUGCUGCCGCGCCCAAGAGCGUGCUCCAGAUGGUCACUGGCAAGCCAGAGCCAGCGCUGGCCUCGGGCACGGGCUACCCCAGUGCACAGCCCACUCCAGUCUCGGAGUCCGCAGGUCCCGCGCGUACGUACGCGAAGUCGGCCGCGGCGACCAUCGCGGCCGUGCCCAAGAGCGCCGAGGUGCCGAAGGAGGGGCCCGCGGCGGUGGCGGUGGGCCGCGCCCUCGCCGCUGGCGCCUCCGGCGUCAGCACCUCCGGCAAGAAGGCCACAGUGCCCGUCGGCAAAAAGUAUCAGAUCGUCUUCGUGACCAGCGAGGUUGCGCCUUUCUCCAAGACAGGCGGUCUGGGCGAGGCCAUGGACGGCCUCCCCGUCGCACUCGCGGCCCUCGGGCACCGCUGCAUGGUCAUCAGCCCGCGCUAUGACCAGUACAGGGAGGCUUGGGACACGAACUUCUGGAGCUCCGUCACGAUGGGGGUCGCGCAGGAGCCUGUGCAUUUCUUCCACACGUUCAAGCAGAAGGUCGACUACGUCUUCGUGGACCACCCGACCUUCCUGGAGCGCGUGAAUGGCCCUUCUGGCUCCAAGCUGUACGGCCCCGAGUGGGGCAAGGACUUUGCCGAUAACCAGUCGCGCUUUGCAUAUUUCUGCAAGAGCGCGCUGGUGGCCAUGAAGGAGCUGCCCCUGGCAGGCUACCCGUACGGCGAGGACGUGGUCGUGGUGGCCAACGACUGGCACAGCUCUCUGGUGCCCAUGUUCAUCGAUGCCGAGAAGCGCACGGACGCGACCGCCUGGGCCAACACCAAGUCCUUCUUCCUGUGUCACAACGCAGUGUUUCAGGGCCGCUUUGAGCUGGAGCCUGGCCUCGCAGAGGUCUUCGGCGUGCCGCAGGAGUACAUCGACAGCAUCACCUUCCAGAUGCCCCUGAAGGUCGGCAAGUACAACAAGAAGGUCAAGCUGGUGAACACCAUGGCGGCGGGCCUUCGCUACUGCGACCGUGCGCUCACCGUGUCGCCCUCCUACGCUGCCGAGUGCGCCAUCGACCCGGAGAAGGGCGUGGAGCUCGAGCGGCUCUUUGCCCUGGCCAAGGUUACCGGCAUCCUGAACGGCGUGAAGGAGGGCGUGUCCCCCGAGGAGAAGAACUUCGUGACCAAGACCAAGAUGUGCUGCGGCACCUUCAACGCCGCCACCGUCGGUGCCGCCAAGGCGCAGUUGAAGGCCGCGUACCAGCAGGAGAGCGGCCUGGGCGCCUCCAGUGGCCCCAUGAUGUGUUUCAUCGGCCGCCUGGACGCACAGAAGGGCUACGACCUGCUGCUCGAGAGCCUGAUAGAGGUGCUCGAGAACACCGAGAUGCAGGUGGUCAUCGUGGGCGCCGGCCGCGCCGACCUUGUGCAGCAAACUAAGGCGGUGGAGAAGAAAUUCCCGAAGAAGUUCUACUACGCCGGCUGGAUGGGCCCCGAGCGCUACGCCCUUCUCGCCGGCUGCGAGUACACGCUGCUGCCAUCUCGUUGGGAGCCUUGCGGCCUUGUCCAGAUGGAGGCGAUGCGCAUGGGCACCCUGCCCAUCGUCGCCCCCACCGGCGGCCUGAAGGAUACCGUGGAGGACGGCGUGAACGGCCUCUGGACCGACGCGGAGAUGACGGUGGAGGCUGAGCUGGACGACGCCUCGAGCGAGUCGAUCUCCAAGGCAAUCCGCCGCGCCUGCGAGAUCCACACGAGCACUCCGGAGAAGGAGGUCGAGAUGAUGAAGGCCGCCAUGGCGGCCUCCGCAGAGUUCACCUGGAGCAACGCGGCGAUGCAGUACGAGGCCCUCUUCGACGAGGUCGGGGCCGUGGACGUCCUUGGGGCCGCGAGGGACAAGACGGUGACCCUGGAGACGGACAAGCAGGUCUGCUGAGGCCCGGGAGGGUCCGGCCACGGUGCGGGUCCGCGCCGUGGCCGGAGCCAGCACUGGGGGAGGGCGGCACCGCGCUCUGCCGGCCCUGCCUGGGCGGUCAGCCCAAGACAUGCUGCGUGCGCAGCCCCGAGUUGAGUUGCGCGGGCGCGCAGCGCCUGCGCCUGUGAGAUCAGGUCCUGGCCUGUCGGCUAGAGCCACGUCAGGUCAAGCCAGAGCGCACAUAACAUUUUAAAACGAGUGCUCCGCCGCCAUACCGCUCCCCGUUUCGUGGACCGUCGCGCUCACGCUCACUCCCAGAUUUUCGUCGUCCCUCCUUCUAGUCCCUGCUGCUCUGAACCAGGGCGGGUGCACGGACCCACGGCCGGGUAGGUUGGCUUUGGAGUGUCCCCCAGGGGCCGCUCCGGCCCCAAAUCAGCGUCCGAUCGUGGGACGCGUAGCUUGUAGCUUUAAGGAGUGGGGGUGUCCUAUAGCCGGACUCUUAGCAUAUAAUUUUGGACCCAUCUCCUGAAGGUGCAAAUCUGGGGCCAGUCGGCUCUGGGUGCACUAAAGGCGCUCAGUCUGCAAUCGCACAGGCGCGUAUGGGGCAACAGCACGGGUGACGCGCUAAACCAAUGCAUUCGACCGUAGGUGCGGCCGAUGCCAGCGGCGAGUGAUCAGAAUUUCAGGCAGGGAGCAAGAACAUCAAGCUUCUACUUGGCUGCCUGGUGCCGUAGUUCUCCCCUGCAGUCAUGCCGAUACUGGGUCAGUCCUGCCCCGUUGGUCUUCCAUGCAUGUUCUUCGCGAGAAUGUUGCCAGCGACAUCAGUGUUUGGCUGGGCAGAACCCUUGCGGAAUUGAUGCCUGUACCGCAUCUUCAGUCAGAGGUGCUUACCUCUUCGCAUGCAUUCGCGAGCACCUUUUCUAAGUUCUCAUGCAUCCGAGCAACCCAGCAAGGAGGCAUCUCAUUGCAAUGAUCAUGGCAGAAACUUGAUGGCUGCUGAUGGCGUAAAAA
Molecule: messenger RNA, 3693 nt
Organism: Prorocentrum cordatum
Lineage: Eukaryota; Dinophyceae; Prorocentrales; Prorocentraceae
Source: the annotation of a GenBank genome assembly